AUGGUCACCCAGUCCCAACACAACUCUCUCGAAUCUCUCCCGGUCGAGCUCAUCGCCGACACCCUCAGCGAGCUCGACCUCUCGUCGCUCGUGACGGUGUCGAACCUGUCCCAGCGCCUGCGCGGAGUGUCCUCCGACCCCUCGCUGAACCCGUGGCGGCGCCCGAUCCUGCGCACGCUCCGCGACCCCAACAGCGAGUAUGACCCGAGCCUGAAGCACCUGAGCGUGCGGUCGACUGUGCCGAGGCAGAACUUUAUUGAGGUGUUGAGCCUCGCGAGCGCGCGGUACCUCCUGUAUGAGGCCUCCCUGCCGAACUUGCGCGAUAGUGAGUGGGAGGAGUGUUUCCGGAGGAGGUUUUUGCCGGGCUGGGAGAAGAUCAGGAAGGACGGCCCGUGGAAGGAGGCGUUCUUGAAGUCCCUAUAUCGGGUUUGGCACCGGACUGGCACGGCGUGCACCGUGGAUGAAGCGUGGACAAAGUACAUUGUCCUCAACAAGAACGGCACGGCGAAUGAAGUCGACAGCACCGCCCGGAACUUUGAUCCCCUUCACGUGUUUGAGGAGAUGAGAUUUCAGAACGAUCUAUUGCACUUGCAGCCCAGCAUAAGAGUGUUAUGUGAAUUCACCGAUGUCCGCAUGCUGGCGAUAGGAGUGUUGCACACACCGAGAGCGUCCUUCGGCCUGAACAAUAAUGCGCGAGCAUUAUUGCACCCACCAGGAAUUGAGAAAGACGCAGCAGUCGACCCGGAUUCAGACAGCUCAUCUCAGUCAGAAAGUGAAUCUGGCCAUACAAACGAACGGCCGAUUUACAUGAGGAAGGUGAACGGGAGAGGUGUGAAUGGGAUAUACCGCCAACUCACACAUCCGUCGCCAGCUCCAUCUCACAAGAAUUAUCCUUUCUACACACCGGGCGGCAAAGAUAACCGCUGGAUGGGCACCGGAGAUCUCGAAGAAACAGGUCAACAGUGGGUCGGCAGCAUGAUGAUCAUCGCGCAAUAUAUCGACCCGCAUACAAAAGAGGCCUUUGGAGCGGUGGAUGCCGUGCCGCCAUUACAAGACAGGGCGCUCGUAGAAGGCCUGGGGCCAAAUCAUUACACGUCGUUGACGUUCGCUGAUCUGAACGCGAUAGCGCCAUGGCUCGAGACGACGAAGCAGAUCGAGGGGCCUGGCCUCGGCCAUGCUGAUUGA
Molecule: messenger RNA, 1185 nt
Organism: Laetiporus sulphureus 93-53
Lineage: Eukaryota; Fungi; Basidiomycota; Agaricomycetes; Polyporales; Laetiporaceae
Exons: 7
Coding region: 1-1185 (394 amino acids)
Molecular function (GO): protein binding
Source: RefSeq, a predicted model, not a curated record